Molecule: messenger RNA, 1045 nt
Organism: Camelina sativa (false flax)
Lineage: Eukaryota; Viridiplantae; Streptophyta; Magnoliopsida; Brassicales; Brassicaceae
Product: protein CLAVATA3 INSENSITIVE RECEPTOR KINASE 2-like
Biological process (GO): protein phosphorylation
Molecular function (GO): protein kinase activity; ATP binding
Source: RefSeq, a predicted model, not a curated record
GCCAAUGUCGUUUUGAUGCUUUUCCUGAUUUUGGUUCUUCGUCGUCGUUUUCUUUGAUAGAGAUUUUAUUGUUUUUGCUAUUUUUCUAUUUGUGUUUAUCUCUUUCUUUGAUUGUCACGCAUGUCUCGGAUUCCUCUAUUAUUGCACAUGGCGCUUCCAAUUGAUCGGUUAAAGUCAUCAGACCGGAUCCGGUUUUGCUGUUUCUCUCAAUCUCAAUCUCCGGGUGGGUGAGGUGAAGUGGCGGCGAUGACGAUGGAGAAAAGCCGAGGAAGCUGCUUGUGUUGUAUGCUUCUAAAACCGAGAACGCUCUUGAUGCGGUGGAGCGUAUUGGCCGCGAAGCAGAACACCGUGGAUGUCCAACUUCUAUCGUCUCCACUGACGAAUUCGACGCGAGUUACUUACCUCAUGAGGAAGCUGUUGUUUUUGUUGUCUCCACUACAGGGCAAGGAGACUCUCCUGAUUCAGAGAACUUCAUGUAGCUACGGAUGGUUUAGUUCCAAGAGCAUUCUUGGUGAUGGUGGGUUUGGUAAUGUCUACAGAGGAAAGCUUGGAGAUGGGACAGUGGUUGCAGUGAAACGACUGAAAGAUGUGAAUGGAACUUCUCGGAACUCACAGUUUCGUACCGAGCUUGAGAUGAUCAGCUUAGCUGUCCAUAGGAAUUUGCUUCGGUUAAUUGGUUAUUGCGUGAGUUCUAACGAAAGACUUCUUGUCUACCCUUACAUGUCCAAUUGUAGUGUCGCCUCUAGGCUUAAAGAAACACCAGAAAGGGAGUGAUUUCCUUUAGCAAAGAACAAGAAACACUUAUUAAGAAGCUAUAGAGAAAUUCAAGGACCAAUAAUGAAAGAAAGAACUUGUGGCUUUAAACUUUAGAUACUUGAUCAGUGACUUCUCCCUUUGGAUAAUUUGUUUACUUUAGAAUGUUUAAGCUUUAGAUACUUGAUUGACAAUGAAUCUAUACUAUAUAAGCUAAUUUAUAAGUUGUUAGAGAUUGAAACACCAAAAGAUUGUUUACUUAUUUAGUUUGAAAUAUAAGUUAUCUUAAAUU